This is a messenger RNA of Seminavis robusta, 1653 nucleotides long. The record is from the annotation of a GenBank genome assembly. NCBI's taxonomy places the organism in Eukaryota, Bacillariophyta, Bacillariophyceae, Naviculales, Naviculaceae.
AUGAAGACUUACGGCCUCCUCCUGGCUGUUCUGCUCGGACUCUCUUCGGAGAACCUUACAAAGGCCGAAGAUGCCGUUCCUGUUGCCACUGGUACUGGUUCUACUGAAGAAGCUUCGGGUAGCCGCACCACUGAUCACAAAAACAUGGUCGCUGACGCCAUCUUGGAUCCCGACUUGGAGGACGCGGAAGCCAUCCAUCAUUCUCAUCUGCGUUUUCCCAACUUGGAACAAGGCCAAGAUAUAGAUGAGCUUGAAGAUGAACAAGUCGUUGAGCCUGCCAAGGAUCCUCUCACUGAUGAACAAGAUAUCAAGGAAGAUCUGGACAUGGAAGAUCUUGGCUCUGCUUUUAAUAUUGGAUCUGCUACGGCUACCGGUACGGCCACCGGUACGGACCCCAAGGCUAACCCUAACCCUACUAUUGACCUCGGUCUUAAGAAACACAUCAACCCAGACUUGCGCUUGCAGGUCGAUGCCCACGACGAGAUCUCCAACAAGACCAAACAAGAUCAAACCCAUGAUGGGAACACGACGCACUCCAAGAAUGAUCUCCGUCACAUCACUCUGUUCAUCCCAUCCAACACCACCAACCACAAAAUGCCACACAACGCCGUGAACCCCGACCAAAUCAUCAUCAUGGGCGAUGCCAGUACGGAUUUAUUUUCGCAUUCGCUUCCCACCAUGCAAUCCAAAGAGGAGAAUGACCCCAAGAGCCCCCGUCACGAUGACGUCAAGCCGUCUGUGACCAACUACCAAGAACAAGAACAAGAUUCGCACAUCUACGCCCUCAGCAACAAGACGGACGUCGAGUCCAGAUUGGAAGCCAUGAAGCUCAUGGCGUCGAUUGACAAGCAAGUCAAUGCCGACAGUGCGAAAGAAGAUGAUGCCGAAGAAGACACUGAUGACGAACAAGAAGACACCGAUGCAGUCACUGUCCGUCAUGGCCGAAGGUUGGAUCAAACCACUGACUGGUUGAUUGGAAACACACGCAUGUAUGGACGACGAGAGACGGAAAGCCUACCCAUUGGCUGGACUGCGGCCCAAAACUUUUGCAAGGCACAAGGCGGAUCUCUCGCUUCUAUCAAGGAAAUUUGCCCUCCGGAUGGAACCACCAAUCGAAGGCCACUCUUUGGAAUACAGGAAGGAGAUCAGUGGGCCCCAAUUUCCGAUAACCUGAAUCAGGACAUUGGCGCUGGUGAAGAUGGCACCAUCUGGGCGAUUGGAACUCAUGAUUAUGGUAAUGGUUGUUACAGCAUCCAUCGCAACACAGGCGGAGAUUCCUGGCAACACAUUGGUGGAUGUUCACACAGAGUUUCAGUUGGCAGCAGUGCUUACGUAAUCGUGCUGAGCCAUGCGGGACAUAUACAUCAAUGGACCGCCAAUGGAUGGGUGUUUAUACACAGCCCUCCAGCUCGAGCCAUCAGUAUCACCAAGGAUGGAACCAUCUGGAUGACAGAGCUCGUGUCGGGAUCUGCUCAUGGGACAGUCUGGCGCAAACGGCCAGGGGAUGCCAUUUUCUUCGUGUUUGGUGGCGGGGGUGGUCGCAUCUCUGGCACAAGUAAUGGAAGAGCUGUACUUUGUAACCUUGGUAGCUCACUUUGGAGUCAUGCUGGAUCCCAUGGUAUCCAACAGGAAGGUGUCAUGGAGCGAUGUUAG